Messenger RNA from Microplitis mediator, 4742 nucleotides. Its product is annotated as ATP-binding cassette sub-family C member 5-like. The transcript has 23 exons. NCBI's taxonomy places the organism in Eukaryota, Metazoa, Arthropoda, Insecta, Hymenoptera, Braconidae. Gene Ontology annotation, biological process: transmembrane transport. The record is from RefSeq and is a predicted model, not a curated record. Gene Ontology annotation, cellular component: membrane. The coding region runs from base 371 to 4609 and encodes 1412 amino acids. Gene Ontology annotation, molecular function: ABC-type transporter activity; ATP hydrolysis activity; ATP binding.
AAGUAACUUUAGUCAGCAGUUUGAUCACACAUGAAAUAAAAUACGUUGCCCAUCUCUAAAUGAAACGUUUAACGAUAACAAUAUUAUUUUAAUAAUACUCAUAGAAUGAUAAGAAUUAUUAUAUUAGCUAAAACUUAUAUAUUUUAAUAGGAUUUAAAAUUUAAACGACAAUAAUCGUGAUAAGAGUAGACAACGAUAAGCAGCGAAAUGAAAACUCCAAUCAUCCUAGCAGUAUCCAUUUGAUUGUAACUAACCAAAAUCCAACUGUCACUUGGAUUGAAGAGAAAAAAAUAAUCUUCUAUCUGGUUAUUUUACUCGAGUUCGGUUCAAUGCCACUUGGUAGAAGUAGAAGCAAUAAACCUGCAAUAAAAUGAUAAUUGACGAAAUUGGAGUCAAGGACGAGUCAUUUACUCCAUCGAAAAGGUCUACAGUUGAUAUCGAUUCUUUUGGAUACGAGAGAGGAACUGAAAUGUUUAAACAUGAGUACAGGAAAAGCCGAAAAUUAUCUCGGUACAACUCGGCUCUUAAAAAUCUUAUUCCAAUUCGUUUGGGUAAAACUUCUGAUGGCGAAAUGCCAAUUGACAAGGCCGGAUUUUUUUCAACUAUAUCCUUUUCAUGGAUAACUAGAUAUUUAUUGAUUUCAAAUCGUCAAGGGAUUACCCUAGAUGAUUUGCCAAAGCCUUCGCCACAUGAUACAGCUGAUCUCAACGCAAAGAGACUAGAAGCUUUGUGGAAUGAUGAAGUUAUGAGAAAUAGUUUAACAGGAGCUUCAUUUUCUCGAGCAGCUUGGAAAUUUAUUCGUACUAGAAUAUUUAUGGCUUCACUUAUGUUUGGUUCUUCUGCUAUUCUGGGUUUUCUUGGGCCUGCGAUAGUAAUGAGAAAAUUAUUAGAACACAUAGAGUCGCCAGAGGGAUCAGUAUACACUGGAAUAAUGUGGAUAUUUUUACUGAUGAUCUCAGAUUUAUUGAGAGUAACAUUUUUUAGCUGGGGCUGGAGCGCAUGUUACAGAACUGGUUUAAGAAUGAAGUCAGCAUUUAUAAGUGUAAUGUACAGAAAACUUAUAAAAACAAGUAAUUUAAGUAAUCAAAAUUCUGGCAAAUUAAUCAAUAUGAUGUCUAAUGAUAGCCAAGCUGUAUACGAUCUCUGCAUUUAUACUCCAAUGAUAAUUGCUGGUCCUAUUAUAACAAUUUUAAUAAUUAUUUAUAUUCUAUUCGUUUUGAGUCCUCUUGCUCUUUCAGGAUUUUUAUUUUUCUUUUGUUUCUAUCCAUUACAGUAUUUAAUUUCUCGUCUCAAUGGCUACUUUAGAAAACGAAGUAUUAUCAUGUCUGAUCAGAGAGUCUCUGCAGCUAAUGAAAUUUUCAAUUGUAUUAAAUUAAUUAAAAUGUAUGCGUGGGAGGAUCCUUUUAGUUUGAAUCUCCUAGAACUACGAAACAAAGAAAAAUCCUGGCUUGCGAAAAUGUGUAUAACUCGAAGCUAUGGUUCAUCUUUGACUGUUACGAUUCCAAUUAUUGCAGCAAUAAUUAGUUUCUUAGUUCAUGUUGCUGGGGGAUAUAGUUUAAGUGCUGCGCAGGUUUUUCCAAUUUUAUCUAUUUAUAUAAAUCAAAUGAAGAUUUGUCUUGCAGUACUACGAGAUGGUCCUAAACAAAUCAUCGAGGCUAAAAUUUCUUUUGAAAGAAUUAAGGUAUUCCCAUUUGUAUUACUGUUAAAUUCGCAGACCCGCCAUAUGAUUUCAUUUUUUGAAGUGGCUAUAACAACAGUCGUUAAUACAAGAGUAUCUUUCGCUAGGAUAAAGAGUGUAAUGAGUAUGGAAGAAAACAAUAGCUUCAUUCAAAAGCCCAUUGUCAAAAGUCAAGCGUUAUCUAUUAUGAAUGGAACGUUUGUUUGUGACGUUGAUUCUUGCAAUCUAAAGUCUGCAGAGAAAAAAAAAAAGCGAAAACUAAACAAAGAUGACUUGGAGAAAAAUGAACUGGAGUUCUUGAUGCCAAAACGUAUUGAAAUUUUAAGUGACAUUAAUUUUGAAGCUGCUAAAUCAAAAUUAAUUGGUAUUUGUGGUCAUGUCGGAAGUGGUAAAAGUAGUCUUCUAAGAGCUGCUCUAGGUCAAAUACGUAUAACCAAUGGAAAAAUAUCAAGGGACGGCAGUUGCGCUUACGUUAGCCAGCAAGCCUGGAUUCAAAAUGCAACUUUUAGAGAUAACAUUUUAUUUGGCCACAAAUUUGAUUCACAUCGUUAUUACACAGCAAUAGACGUAUGCUGUUUGCAAGAAGACAUUGACUCUCUUCCUGCUGCCGAUGAAACGGAAAUCGGUGAGAGAGGUGUUAAUUUGUCAGGUGGACAAAAACAAAGAGUAGCACUCGCCCGUGCUUAUUAUGCUAAUCAAGACAUUUACUUCCUGGAUGAUCCACUGAGUGCAGUAGACAUUAAUGUAGGAUGGUAUAUAUUUGAAAAUUUAAUUCAAAGAGCUUUAAAAGAUAAAUGUGUUAUACUCGUUACUCAUCAAAUUCCAUAUCUUAGUCGUUGUGAUCAAAUAUAUAUGAUGAGUAAUGGACGAAUUGUUGAACAAGGUGACCACGUAUCACUGAUGCAAGCUGGUAAAGAGUAUGCUUCAAUGGUUAAAAGUGAUAAAUCGAUAAUGACAAACUCGAUUUUUAAUAAUAACAAAGAAAUUCACGAUAAAUUGUCAAAAAUGUAUGAUAAUUCCAACACCUUGACUCUCAAACAAGACAGUCAAAAUGAGGGGAGAGAUCAACAGAAAGAGGAAGAUGAAGAAACAAUUGAUGGUACUCUUAUUGAGCCAGAGUACAUGGAAACAGGAUCAAUAAAAAAACAUACGUAUCUUCUUUAUAUCGGUGCGAUGGGAGGUUCUCUUAUAGCUGUUAUUGUGUUAAUCAACGUUUUAUUAAAUACAAGUUGUAUAUUAUUCAGCAGUUGGUGGUUAGCUACUUGGAUUAAAGCUGGUAGUGGAGGGCAGACAAUUACUGUUGGCAAUGAAACAGUUGUAUCAAAUAAUAUUAUUGAUAAUCCUGAUAUAGGAUAUUAUCAAGCUGUUUACGCAGCAUGUAUUUUAGCUAUUUUAGGGUCAAGUCUUCUUCGCGGAUUUGUAUUAACUCGCGUUGCGUUAAUAGCAUCUACAACAUUGCACAACAAAUUAUUUAAAAAAAUAAUGAGUACGACGAUGCAAUUUUUUGAAACAACACCAAAAGGGCGAUUGCAAAAUAUAUUUAGUCGUGAUAUCGGUGAAUUGGAUGGUCAGUUACCAAUAAAUAUUGAAAAUUCUUUGAAUAGUAUUUUUCAUGGUGUAUUAAAUGUAUUGAUGGUUUGUGUAAUACUUCCGUAUUUGACUAUACCGUUUAUACUUUUGAGUAUUUUAUUUUAUUUUGUUUCUAAAUUAUUUAGAAAAACUUUAAGAGAUUUACAACGUCAUGAAAAUACAUCCAAGUCACCGAUUUUUAGUUUUGCAACAGCUACUCUCCAAGGACUCGAUACGAUUCAUGCUUUUAAAAAAGAAUCACAAUUUAUUGACAAAUUUUAUGAGUAUAUUGAUCUUAAUGGUACGUGUGAAUUCUUGUCAUCUGUUUUACUCCGUUGGGCUGCAAUAAGAUUUGACAUUUUAACUAUCAUUGCGUAUGUAUGUACUGGAUUUACAGUAGUUUUAUUAAAAGGUAAUAUAUCGCCCGCAAUGGCAGGGCUUGCGUUAUCUUUUUGCGGUCAAAUGACAGGAUUUUUACAGUAUACAAUAAGAUUAUUAUCCAUUACGGAACUUAAAUUUAUCAGCGUUGAGAGAAUGGGUUUUUAUUUAAGAACUUUGAAAAGUGAAGAUGAAUAUACGAAAAUAUCGACGUCAUUAAAACCUUAUGAUUGGCCGCAGAACGGAGCCGUCGAAUUUCGAAAUGUUGCAUUAAGAUAUCGAAAAAAUACUCCGAUCAUACUAAAUAAUAUAUCAUUUAAUGCAGUAGCUGGCGAAAAAUUAGGAAUCGUUGGCCGAACUGGUUCAGGAAAAAGUUCCCUUAUUACUGCAUUAUUUAGACUAGUCGAACUAUCAGAUGGUUGUAUAAAAAUAGAUGGAAGUGAUGUGACGACAAUAAGUUUAAAUAAACUGAGAAGUAAACUAUCAAUAAUACCCCAAGAUCCAAUAAUAUUUAAUGGGUCAAUAAGAUACAAUUUGGACCCGUGGAAAGUUAAAACCGAUGAAGAAAUUUGGUCAGCUCUCGAAAAAACAAAAUUAAAAAAUAAAGUUAUAACAAUGCCAGGACAAUUAAAUGCAUUUGUUGAUUCUGGUGGAUCAAAUAUGAGUAUGGGUGAACGGCAAUUACUCUGCUUAGCGCGUGUUCUUUUACGUAAAAAUAAAAUUAUUAUUUUGGACGAGGCUACAGCUUCUGUGGAUCCUAUAACCGAGUCUAUUGUUCAAACUACAAUACAAGAAGAGUUUUCUGAUUGCACAAUAAUGAUAAUUGCUCAUAGAUUACAAAACGUCUUAUCUUGUGAUAGAAUUCUUGUGAUGGAAAAUGGUAAAAUCCUUGAGUUUGAUACUCCUAGUAAAUUACUAGAUAACCCAGACUCAGAGUUUUCAAAAAUGAUCGCUGCAGCUGAUAAAAAAAAUAAUAAUUAUUAAUUUUUAUAUUAAUGUGAUUCAAUUAUAUGUUAUAAUCAAAAUAUAUUUUAUUGUUAUACAAUUAUAUAUCAUAAUUAAAGAACUGCAUACAAGUUUAUAUUUUGUACAAACUGAAUGUUAAUAUACUGAAAAA